Molecule: messenger RNA, 5069 nt
Organism: Xenopus laevis (African clawed frog)
Lineage: Eukaryota; Metazoa; Chordata; Amphibia; Anura; Pipidae
Product: zinc finger protein 79
Exons: 7
Coding region: 3334-4575 (413 amino acids)
Source: RefSeq, a predicted model, not a curated record
GAUGGUGUGUGGCCUGUUCCCGUCAGGCUCCUCACUCGUGUCCGGGUUGUGUGGGGCUGAGCCGGCGGGAGGGUUCGGUGGGGCUGAGCUCAAUAGCACGGGAACAAUUACAUUGUAUACACAGGAUUGAGCUGAGACAAAGUCUCCUCUAGAUACGGGAGGAGCAUGGGGAAGUCCCAGCGUGAGCAGCCGGAAGUCACGUGACUGAAUCCUGACUAAUCCCGCCCACAGCUGACUGGCCCCUCCCCCGCAGCUCAGGAACAUUUCUCUGGCCAAUCUGUGAGCCUGUUCUGGUCCCACACCCGGGAGUGACUAUAGAGAACACGCCCACGAGGCCUCAUUCAUGACUAAUUACAGCUGACGCUUAGUGCAGGACAUAUGGGGUUAAGUUCUCUGUGGAGGCAGGACAAACCCAAAUGACUGUUUAGGCUCCUCCUCUUCCUGUGUGUCCUCAGUUCAUUGGUUGUCCUGCUUGGACUCACGUACUUCUGGACUCCUCUUUAACUGCUCAUCUCUCCUUAAGCUUCUGACCUCCCCGAGUUUAAUUCAGCCCCAUGGAUUGGAUAUUCAGGCUUAGGGCAGACACACGCUACAAUUCGGGAAAGCGACUAAUCGAUUCUUCUUCGGGCGACUAAUCUCCCCGAUGUAAAUCGCUGGCGGGGUGGCACUCAGAUUGCUUUGGCUUUCUGAAGUCGCCCAAAGUUUCCUCGUAAAGUUAACUUCAGCAGCGGCCUCCAUAACCGCUCAUAGAGCACUCUGGUUGAGACAAUGUUCAGGGGACACGGCGUCCAAGAUAAGUCUCACUAAAAUUUGAAGGCAUACGAUUAUUUGGUCCAGAACUAAAACUAAUAAUUUCUGAGGUGACAGGAGGAAAAGGAUCUUUCCUUCCUCAGGACAAGAGAAAACACAAAAAUACGCACAAGCGUAAUUAUUUCAACCGCUCAUGGGGUGGUUACCAUGACAGUCACAGCAGAAAUCAGCCAGGAAGGGAGCUCCACCUAAGAAUCGGGAUUCCUGACUCUCCCAUAAUGCAAGAUGCAAUGCAGGUGGGGGGGCAGACUCCAGAACUUUGGAUAGACUCCGUAGCAGAUACUUGGCCACUCAAUACGAUUUCAGUGGGUCACAAAAUAUUUUUCACCGAAUCGUUCCAUCAAAAACUUCAUCAGAACUACCCAGACCACAGCCAUGGCCGAAAUUCUACAAGACCUACAAGAGAAAGGAGUAGUAACUCAGGUGCCACUCAAACAACAAUUUCUACUCAAAUCUUUUUCUAUUUUCAAAAAAAGACGGUGGUUUCUGUCCAGUCUUGAAUCUGCACCCACUAAACAAAUACAUAAAGUAUCUGUGCAUCAAAAUGGAGUCUAUUCACUCCAUCACUACAGCCAUACCGGUAGCAGCGUUUAUGACCAAGGUGGAUCUAAAAGAUGCCUAUCUUCACAUUCCGAUUCACCCGGACCACCACAAAUUCCUCCGAUUUUUUCUAGGUCAACAACAUUACCAAUUCCAGGCCAUGCCCUUUUGCCUAACGUCAGCACCCGGGAUCUUCACAAAGGUUCUAGGGGCUCUAAUAGCAAAAAUUCGCCCAAAGGGAAUCCAUAUAUUUCCAUAUUUGGAUGAAAUCCUGAUUUUCGAAGAUUCGGACGAUAAGGCCAACCAAGACACUCAAAUUUGCAUCUACCAACUCAAACAUCAAACAUGGAUCAUCAGUUACCAAAAGAGCACCCUGACCCCCAAACAAAUCCUACUAUUCCUAGGCAUGGUAGUUGACUCUCUAAGUCAAUGCUUAUUCCAACAGAGAAAAUCAUCAAACUACAGUUGCUGUACAGUUUACUGGACCUUAUGGCAUCGACUAUAGAUACAGUUCCAUUUGCAAAAUUUCACAUGAGACCACUGCAAAGAGAAUUUUUGAGAUGGUGGAACAGAGAUCACAGAAUCUCUCACAACCAGUAAUACCGUCUACAGUGGUACACAACAGUCUUCACUGGUGGACACAAGAAGGCAAUCUUUCCAAGGGCAAGCCUUGGUAUCUCCCAGAUCCAGUAGUGAUUUCCAGAGAUCUUACAGGUUGGGGAGCAGUUUUCAGGGUCUUUGGAAUUCUCAAGUACAGAAAUUACACAUAAAUGUCCUUAGAUAUGGGCCAUACUAAAUGACCUCCUUCGUUGGUCAACAAUUCUCAACACACCGCACAUUCAUAUACAAUUAGACAACAGCACAGCUGUCGCCUAGCGUGAUCUAAACACUUCUAGCAUCAAGAAGCCCUUCCACUUGUAAGACGUAUCGUUGCAUUUGGCGAAUCUUUUUUCCUGGUGCGACAUGCGAGACAUCACAUGGAGUAAACCACCAGUCAGGAGCCUUGUCCCUUCCUGGGAUCUCAACAUUGUUCUGGAAGCACUGCAAGCUCCACUUUUUGAACCUAUCAAUUCAGUGGAACUAAAAUUUCUCACACUCAAGACUGUGUUUCUUAUGGCCAUAUCCUCAGCAAGGAGAGUAUCGGAAUGAGCCUCUCUUUCCUGUAAAUCUCCAUGGCUCAAAUUCCAUCCUGACAAGGCAGUACUUCGCACCAAUCCAGCAUUCCUACCUAAGGUAGUCACUGCAUUACACUUGAACCAAGAUAUUGUAAUCCCAGUUCUGCAAUCUCAAGUGCCGGACUGUCCAACAGACAGUACUGUUACUUUUGACCCAGUUAGAGCCCUCAAAACCUACGUAGAGAGAACUCAUUCCAUCAGACACACGGAAGCAUUGUUUAUCCUAAUUGAGGGUCACAAGGUGGGAUAUCCCACUUCCAAGAGAUCCAUAGCUAGAUGGAUAGUAGAAUCAAUUUCCACAGCGUAUACCAAGGCAGGAAUGCCACCUCCCUUGCCACUCCGUAUCCAUUCCACAAGGAAGGUCAAUGCCUCCUGGUUCUACCACCAAGAGACUUUGUUAGAAGCAAUAUGUCAAGCAGCCACCUGGGCAUCACCUCAUACAUUUUCAAGUUCUACAAGUUUGAUGUUUUCCAUGUUCAACAGUCUGAGCUUGGCAGGAAGGUGCUACAAGCAGUAGUAGCACGUAGUUAACUUAGUACAGUUAUUUUUUUCCACACAUUAUACAGUUUUUUCCCCUACCCUUUUUUGGACGGCUUUGAGACAUCCUCAUACGUCCUGCACUGACAGGUAGGGCUGAACGGAUUUGUCCUGCCACCAGAGCCAAGUUAACCCCAUAUGUCUUAAACUGACAGUACGCAAAAGAGAUUUACCAGGCACCCAGUGAAAUAACCGUGAUACCCAGUGGGGUGCUGAAUACAGUUGGUGGGUGAGGAAGCCGUGGAGUCGGUAGCCCAGCAGGUGCUGCAGGAUGAGCUCUUCUCAUCGGGAUUCUGUGUUCUUCACUGAUGUGGCGGCCACUUUCUCUGAGUGUGAGUGGAACAUGCUGGCCCAGUGGCAACGGGAAGUGUACGGCACAGUGAUGCGCGAGAUCCACACUGUACUCAUGGACCUGGGCUACCACAUUCACAAUUCCGAAAUCCUCUUCAGAAUCACCAAAAACGAGGAGCCGGGGAGAAGCCAUCGCUAUGUGGCGGCCAGAAGCAAAGAGGGCCACGCCCCUGACAUUCUGCUGAGAAUUAACUAUGUGGGGGAGCACCCCGUCUCCAGUGACCCUGAAGAAUCAGAUGAGGGAUCAAGGACGGGACAGAAUGCGAGAGAGCCGUCCCCAGACUUUCUCCUGAGAAUUAAACAAGAGGACGAGCAGUACUGCACUAACCCCUGUGACUCUCACGUGGGCUCCCAGCUAGAGACCCCGGCCGGCUCCCAGGAGGAACACAAAGGAGACCCUUUCCUCACUCCAGAAAGAAACAGCGAAUGGAGUCCAACCAAAGUUCUUCCAAGAUCCAAGAGGCCCAGCAGUGGAGAAACCACAGAAGUGGCUGAUAGAGCGCAAACGCAGAGACGCCAGGGUAUCACUGAUCAGAUCAAGCAGGUGUCUGCAUUGUAUGAGUCUAAUAAGGAAACGCAACCCAGAGAUGUUCAAGCUCCUCCCCAGCUAUUCCCAGAACGUAGUUUAGCAGACAUGAGACUGCCCUUCCCCGAGGCACAGGAGACAAAGGACACAAGCCCAUACCAAGCUUUUCCCGAUGAUGCUCCAAUCAGCUUCCAGCAGCAGGGUCAGACUUUCAUGAUCUGCUGUGUGUGCGGCAAAAGCUUCUGUAACAAUUCCAGCUUACAGGUGCACAUGAGGACCCACACGGGCGAGCGCCCCUAUAAAUGCUCCCACUGCAACAAGAGCUUUAUCCGCAGCUCCCACCUGAAGAUCCACCUGCGCACCCACACGGGAGAGCGGCCAUAUAAAUGCACCGAGUGUGACAAGAGCUUCCGGGACAACUCCAGCUUCGCCCGACAUCAGCGAAUCCACACGGGAGAGAAGCCCUACCAGUGCCCCACGUGCAGCAAGUAUUUCCGCAAGAAGUCCAACCUGAACGACCACCAGCGCACCCACACAGGGGAGAGACCCUACAAGUGCAAACACUGCGACAAGAGUUUCCACCAAAAGUCCAACCUCAGAGUUCAUGAGAGGAAUCACCAUGGAGAGGACUGCUGAGGCUGCUGGGAAAGUGUGUAGAACUACAGGAUGUGCAGCUUGUACUAGAGAUGCCCCAUACUUCACUCUCAGCUACAUGCCAUGGGCUCACCCACCUUCUAAGCAUGGGUAGCAGUUCUGUACUAUAUCAGUACAGAGCUCUGAUUGGCUGAGGUACAUGGACUGGGCAUGGGGUACACAGAACAUUGGUUGCCAUUCCCAUGUGGCACUGAACUCUAGAAACGAGGGCCACUAUUCCCUCUGUAUAUGAGAGAUGUCAUUGUGCAGCAGCUCCUUCUCUUUGGUUUGGACCCCACUGCUAUAACUCUAUUUGCAAUUCUCUGGCCCACUCUUCUGUAGUGAAACUCCUGCAGAUAGUGACUAGUUCAGAAAUGAUCCCAUAAAACUAUGGCAGCAUAGGUAUUCCCUGUACUAAGCACAAUUCAGCAGGAACAGUCCCUAAGUUUGCUCAUAGUCUGUACAGAGAUCCCAUAAAACUAUGGCACAUAGGUAUU